Molecule: messenger RNA, 4284 nt
Organism: Diceros bicornis minor
Lineage: Eukaryota; Metazoa; Chordata; Mammalia; Perissodactyla; Rhinocerotidae
Product: keratin, type I cytoskeletal 27
Exons: 8
Coding region: 2063-3445 (460 amino acids)
Biological process (GO): hair follicle morphogenesis; intermediate filament organization
Molecular function (GO): structural molecule activity
Source: RefSeq, a predicted model, not a curated record
UUCUUGGCAAAUGCAAGAUCUCAAAUAACCUCUAAUGGAGAGAACAACAUGAACAAAGACAACAACGUGGGGGUGGAGAGAGCAGUAAAAUAAAAGAAUAGUCAAGUCAGGUAGGUAGAACCUACAUCAAGAAGAGUCUUAAAUGCCAGGCAAAGGAACUUCAUCUAGUCUGUAGUUGAUGGCUUGUAAACUGGAGAAGAGUGGAAAAAGGAAAGAAAUACUUACUGACUACAUAUUAUUGACAAGCACAGUUAUUUUGCAUCUUUGACUACCAUUUAAUAGCCUCACAACGUAAGUAAUGUCUCCAUAUUAGAAAUGAAAAAUCAAGGCUCAUCAAACUUCAGAAUGAAAUUUCCAUUGGUCCCACAGCUAGAAAAUGGCAGAACUGGGAUAGGAGUGUUGACGUAUCUGAUUCAAGAGCCCAGUUCCUUCAAUUACACGAAUGGUGUUGUACGUCAGGAAUGGCGCUUCGGCACCCACCUGCCUACUGACAAUGAUGGAAAGGAGAAAGACUUGAAACUAGGACCCAAAUAAGGUUCUAAUAAUUGAGCUGAAAGAAAUGAUAGUGACAAGAAAAAGAAAAGAGAGAAAAAUACUUCAAGAGACACUGCAGAAAUAGAUUCAACAGGACCUACUGACUUAUUGGAUGCAGGCUGGUAGAAAAUGACAGCAAUUAAAGAUUUCUUAGUGAUCUUGAUCAUGACCCAUGGUAAUUCCACCAAUAACUAAUGAACUAAUGAAGAAAGAUGCAAAAGAUCAAAUUUUGAUGCCAAAGUGAUUGCGCGUUCGUUGAGUUGGAAGUAGAGACAGAACAUACAAGUAGCAAUGUCUGGUGGGCAUAGUAAGGUGCGGGUAUAGAAAGAGGAAGAGAAAAGUGCUAAAGAUGUAUAUUUAGAAGCCUUUCACAUAGAGCCAAACCCAUAUGGGAUGAGAUCAUAAAGGGAGAGUGUGUAGAAAGCAAAAGUGCCAAGCACAAAACUAUUAGAAAUGAUAAAAUUUAGAGCACAGGAUGGAAGAAGGUAGAGGAGCAAACAGAGAUGUGGAAGUAUUCUUAGAAAGCAAUUGUCCAAAACUCAGUAAGACUGAGGUGGUCAGUAUCAAAUGUGUCCAAAAGGGUGUAAGAGAAUAAAUAUUAGAAAUGAUGAUUAGAUUGGAGAUGUGGGGUAAUUAGCAAUCUUUGUGAGAUUAAUUUCAGUAAAGGGGUGGGACCAAAAUUAAGGAGUAGGAAGUGAAUGCAGAAAACUUUUCUAGAAAUAAUGAAAGGAAGAAAUGUAAAAAUAAAAGAAAUCUAGAAAUAAAAAAUAGAAUAUACAGGCCACAGUCUAGUCCCUUCAUUUUACAGAUGAGGAAACUGAGGCCCUGAGAGGUUAACCAAUAUCUUUACUUAACCUGGUUAGCAACAGAGCUUAGGCGGAAAACCAGUAAAGAUGAAAGGGUAACUCAGGAGGGAUAAUGAUCAAGGGAAGACUUUCUGUCUCCAAAGAAGAGUCCAUUCAAUUCCUUAAUUUUCCUUUAGGACCUAGCCUCCUUCCUCUGGUACCAUGAGUGCAUGGUCUUGAAAUUAUUUUCAACAUAUGUGAAAGAAAGAUCAUAUUAUCCAUAGAAAACCAUGACUACAAUGCCUCACUUGCUGGAGAAAAUGCAGUGUUGUUGGUCUGAGCAAGGGAAAGAGAAAUUUGUCUAUCACACUUUUUAUCCUUAUAGGAAUUUUAGAGUACUGAAGCGUGGAAGACAGGAAGGAUUACUCACACUAGAUUUGAAACGCAUCACUAUAAUAAUCUUCAUAAUACUCCUCCCUGUCUCAUUUUGGAGAUAACAAAUAACCCCAAGGCAACUAUCCACCUACAGAAGUGGACACAGUACAGUAAAGACAUUCAUUAAAAAAAAAAUCACCCAAUUACGAAUAAUUCAUGAUGAGCUGGAAAACAUCAUUUUGCUAUGGGUAGCAAAGUUCAUCAAGAAACACCCUGAUAAUGUGUAUAUAAAGACAAACUGAACUGUUUGAGUAGGACAUUCGCCACCAGAGCUUCACCCCAGGAACAAGCGCAUCAGUCUGGACACCAUGUCUGUGCUCUUUUCUUCUGCAUCCAGACACCUUGGCUCUUGCGGGGGAGCGGGCUCUGUGCGGCUCUCUAGUUGGGGAGCAGGCUUUGGGGCUGGAAAUGCAUGCAGUGUGCCAGGCAUUGGAAGUGGCUUCUCUUGCGCCUUUGGGGGCAGCUCACCUGCAGGAGGCUAUGUCGGGGGGCUGGGCGAGGCGCGCGCUUCCUGUGCUGCCUUCACUGGGAGUGAACACGGCCUCCUAUCCGGCAAUGAGAAGGUGACUAUGCAGAACCUCAAUGAUCGCCUGGCUUCCUACCUGGAGAAUGUGCGAGCACUGGAAGAGGCCAAUGCUGACUUGGAGCAGAAAAUCAAGGGCUGGUAUGAGAAGUUUGGGCCUGGCUCUUGUCGUGGUCUUGAUCAUGAUUACGGCAGAUACUUUCCAAUAAUUGACGAUCUUAGGAACCAGAUAAUUUCUGCAACUACAAGUAAUGCCAAUGUCAUCCUGCAAAAUGAUAAUGCAAGAUUAACAGCUGAUGACUUCAGACUGAAGUUUGAAAAUGAGCAAGCCCUUCACCAGAGCGUAGACGCCGACGUCAGCAGUUUGCGCCGAGUCCUAGACGAGCUGACCCUGUGCAGAACCGACCUAAAGAUCCAGUGGGAAACUCUGAGCGAGGAGCUGGCUCACCUCAAGAAAAAUCACGAGGAGGAGAUGAAGGCUCUGCAGGGCGCGGCGGGAGGUAACGUGAACGUGGAGAUGAACGCGGCGCCCGGGGUGGACCUCACGGUUCUGCUGAACAACAUGCGGGCGGAGUACGAAGCCCUCGCGGAGCAGAACCGCCGGGACGCGGAGGCCUGGUUCAACGAGAAGAGCGCCUCGCUGCAGCAGCAGAUGUCUGACGAUGCUGGCGCCACCACCUCAGCUCGGAAUGAAUUUACUGAGAUGAAACGUACUCUUCAAACCCUGGAGAUUGAACUUCAGUCCCUCUUAGCAACCAAACACUCCCUGGAGUGCUCCCUGACAGAGACCGAGGGCAACUACUGUGCGCAGCUCGCCCAGAUCCAGGCUCAGAUCGGGGCCCUGGAGGAGCAGCUGCACCAGGUCAGAACUGAGACCGAGGGCCAGAAACUGGAGUACGAGCAUCUCCUGGACAUCAAGGUCCACCUGGAAAAAGAAAUUGAGACCUACUGCCGCCUGAUAGAUGGAGAGGAUGGCUCUUGUGUCAAAUCAAAAGGCUAUGGAGGACCAGGAAAUCAGAUAAAAGAUUCAUCUAAAACCACUGUGGUUAAAACGAUUGUUGAAGAAAUAGAUUCUCGUGGCAAAGUUCUCUCGUCCAGAGUUCACACAAUGGAAGAGAAAUCUACCAAAGUCAACAACAUGAAGAGUGAACAGAGGGUGCCCUCCUGAACACCAAAAGAAUGGCCCCUAAAUUAAAAUACCAAAUUGAAACUAGGUUCCUAAAUAGGGGCCCUCUUAUCUUUCUGCUUUUCUUCCUAUGAAUUAAGACAAACUAUUUUCAGAAUAGUAGUGUUUCUUUGGCUUUCUCUGUGGUGGCGUUUCAAUAAAAGUUCUUCCUGUCGCAAGUCAUCUUCACUGGUUCUGGUCCAUCUUUGCAUUUUAAACAUACCCCCUAGUGGGAGCUGAAUUUUAUUUUUAGUUUACUGUGUUUAAUUCAAUGGUCUUCACAAGUCAGGAGUAAGUCUAACAGGAAAACUAGUUGGAGUCUUUUUCACAUCUCUGUAAAAGUUUAAAUCUUCCUUCCUUCUUUCUAUAAAUACUUAUUAAGCACACACUGCAUGCUGGUAAGGAGAACAAAACAGUUAACAAAAUCUAAUCCCUGAGUGCAAUAUGCUCAUAGAAGUGGAAAUAAGAAAUUAAAGAAGCAGAAACAUCCUAAAAAUAAAGAAAAAUUUAUAAAUGGUGAUAUUCGAAGGCAGAAGGGAAAAGAGAGAGAUGUGGCAACUAGAUAGGGCAAGUGGGGAAUUCUGCAAUGUUAGCCACAAAACAAGUCGUAAGAAACUUAGGACUAUUGAAAUCAUAUUGGGUAUCUUUUCUGACCACAACAGUACGAAACUGGAGGAAAAUUCAAAAAUAUGUAGAAAUUAACACACUCCUGAAAAACCAAUGGGUCACAGAAGAAAUCAAAAGGGAAAUCAAAAACGAUGAAAUCCAGGCAUUUGUGACAACAUGGAUGGACAUUGAGGGUAUAAUGCAAAGUGAAAUAAGUCAGAGGGAGAAAGUCAAAU